AUGAGAAAAGGACAUUUAUAUUUUCUGCAAUUUCUGAUGCUACUUGGAAGCAUAUGCGCAAAGCCUGCAAGAAAACCAUCUGCCCAAUAUGAAGCAAAUAAUCCUGUGAAUCAUAGCCACUCAAUGACAAAAAUACAAUUUAAAGAAAAAUUUAUGUCCAGCAUAGAAGGAAUAGAGUACAAUGAAAUGCACUUUCUAACAAUGUACUUUUCAUCCCGGGUACUUAAAUGGAAUUAUAUGUUUGUCUAUCCCAGUGAGAAGACACCAGAUGAAAAGAAGACCAAAAUGUUUGUUUACACAGAAAGUGACUCAGUACUUGAGAGUGCAAUUGUGCUUAAUGAUACAAUUGAUAUCAGUAAAGAUUUAAGUGAUCUCCAUAAAAAAAUCAAUCAGAAAAAGAAUAACGUAUACCUGGAGGAGAGCACAUUUCAGGAGGCUGGUAAGCUUUGCAUUCCAUUUACGAAUAAGCAAUUAGGAUACAGUAACCCAAAAAGCUUUUCAACCUGGCUCCCAAGGUUUAUUUAUCCAAAGGACCUGAUUACCUGGAUGCUCAGCAAAGAAAAGCCUUUUAUCCCAGAGAAGAGUGAAAUUGAGAAGAAGCUGCCAGUAAUCACACCUGCCUUCGUACUUGACGCACAGGAAUACAUAAAUAACACAGAAGAGAGUGCAGUUGUUACAUGGCUUGGGCAUGCGUCUGCUUUGGUGACUAUUUCUGGUAUAAAUAUUCUGGCAGAUCCUGUCUUCUCAAAGAGAGCAUCUUCUUUCCCAAAUACUAUAGGACCUAUAAGACACGUGCCCCCUCCAUGCACUGCAGAAGCCCUUCCCGUUGUGCAUGCUGUUCUUAUCUCGCACAGUCACCAUGACCAUUUUGAUCCUGAGGCAGUCAAAGUCAUUAGCAAAAAGUCCCCAGAUGCUGUCUGGUUUGUUCCCCUUGGGUUUGACGCGCACUUGAUGCAGUACGAUAUUAAAAAUAUAGUUUGCAUGGGAUGGGGAGAGAUAAAGACGCAUACAUACACUCUAGAAAGUGGAAAGAAGCGAAGGAUUAAGGUGACAUCUGUGCCUGCCCAGCACUGGGGGUGCAGAACAGGAAUUGACAUAUUCAGGGAACUAUGGUGUGGAUGGAUUGCCACUGUGUCUGAUGCCAAGGAUAGGUCUAUUUCAAAAACCAUGUACUUUGCAGGAGACACGGGAAUGUGCCGAAAGGAAUUCCUUAAGAUAGGAAUGUGGUUUAACAUUGAUCUAGCACUCAUCCCUAUUGGGUGCUAUGAACCAAGCUGGUUUAUAUAUCCACAGCACAUCUCCCCAAAGGAAGCCCUUAUUCUUCACCAAAUUAUUAAAGCAAAGAAGUCAGUGGCUAUUCACUGGGGAACCUAUGACAUGGGUACAACAGAAGAUUUCUUACAGCCAAGAGACGAUCUCAUAAGAGAUAGGGAGGCACUUGGGAUCGACUCUAGUGAGUUUAUUACUGUCUGCCCAGGUGAGCUUAUACCAUUUUAG
Messenger RNA from Nematocida ausubeli, 1497 nucleotides. RefSeq lists its product as uncharacterized. Gene Ontology annotation, cellular component: cytoplasm. The record is from RefSeq and is a predicted model, not a curated record. Bases 1 to 1497 code for a protein of 498 amino acids. NCBI's taxonomy places the organism in Eukaryota, Fungi, Microsporidia. The transcript has a single exon.